Aspergillus sclerotioniger CBS 115572 is the source of this 738-nucleotide messenger RNA. RefSeq lists its product as uncharacterized. The transcript has 3 exons. Gene Ontology annotation, cellular component: spindle microtubule; DASH complex. NCBI's taxonomy places the organism in Eukaryota, Fungi, Ascomycota, Eurotiomycetes, Eurotiales, Aspergillaceae. Bases 1 to 738 code for a protein of 245 amino acids. The record is from RefSeq and is a predicted model, not a curated record. Gene Ontology annotation, biological process: attachment of spindle microtubules to kinetochore.
AUGUCGCUCCUCGAAAGCCAUCUAGAGCAGAUCUCGCUCUCUUCAAAUGCGAUUGCGGAGCUACCCUUUCCCCCACCACGGAUCUUUACCAACGCGCUUCUGGGUCCCCACGACAUCACCUCCUUGAUUCGCGAUACGGAGGCUCAUGAGCGGGCUCUCUUCCAGACCAACCCUUCCGUCAAAUCAGCCAGCUCACAGCGACGAGCCACCCGACGCGGCACACAGUUUCCACAGGAAUCCGUGGGCGAGUCCAUGGCCAGUCGAAUCUAUUCGGCUAGAGAAGAGAAGAGUCAGUCGGCUGUCGCAAGGGUCCUAGGUUCCGAUAUGAUGGAGGAGAUCAAGCGAUCCGCGGGCACAUCAAGUAGAGGCCGUGGUGAGGUUAAUGUUGAUGUGCUGCUCCGGGGCGCGGAGAUUCUCUGCAAUGUCUAUCCUGUCGCUGGUGCUCAUGAGAAGAUCGCCGGUCUGCGGUAUCGUCACGAGCUGAUUACAGACUCGAUCACUGAGUUGGAGGCGCGUGUGGCCAGGAAUACCGCCGAAUUAGAAAAGAUGAGCCAUUCUUAUGGAGACGACUUUGAUGACUACGAUGAAGCCGAUGCCAUACAGCCGGAGGUGGCGCACGUCACGGAUGCCGACAUCGAGCGAGAGAUUGCGGAGAUCCGAGAGUUGGAGAGGAAAAAGCGCUCCUUGGAGGCCCGCGUCAAUGGUAUGGAGCGAGAUCUUGGUGGAUUAUUGGGGUGA